This is a messenger RNA of Mandrillus leucophaeus (drill), 2382 nucleotides long. RefSeq names its product GATA binding protein 4 (gene GATA4). The transcript is spliced from 6 exons. Gene Ontology annotation, molecular function: DNA-binding transcription factor activity, RNA polymerase II-specific; zinc ion binding; RNA polymerase II cis-regulatory region sequence-specific DNA binding. Gene Ontology annotation, biological process: positive regulation of transcription by RNA polymerase II; negative regulation of transcription by RNA polymerase II; cell fate commitment. The record is from RefSeq and is a predicted model, not a curated record. Lineage: Eukaryota; Metazoa; Chordata; Mammalia; Primates; Cercopithecidae. Bases 154 to 864 code for a protein of 236 amino acids.
CGCCCGCGGGCCGAGUCGCAGGGCCAGGGACCAGAGCCGCGAGCAGGGGACUCGGAGGCUACAGGCGCAGGGGCCGCGAGAGGCUUCGUCGCCGCUCCAGCUCCUGGGGCGCCCAAGGGAGCGCGCGCGGAACCUCCAGGCCCAGCAGUAGAUAUGUUUGACGACUUCUCAGAAGGCAGAGAGUGUGUCAACUGUGGGGCUAUGUCCACCCCACUCUGGAGGCGAGAUGGGACGGGUCACUAUCUGUGCAACGCCUGUGGCCUCUACCACAAGAUGAACGGCAUCAACCGGCCGCUCAUCAAGCCCCAGCGCCGGCUGUCUGCCUCCCGCCGAGUGGGCCUCUCCUGUGCCAACUGCCAGACCACCACCACCACGCUGUGGCGCCGCAAUGCGGAGGGCGAGCCCGUGUGCAAUGCCUGUGGCCUCUACAUGAAGCUCCAUGGGGUUCCCAGGCCUCUUGCAAUGCGGAAAGAGGGGAUUCAAACCAGAAAACGGAAGCCCAAGAACCUGAAUAAAUCUAAGACACCAGCAGGUCCUGCAGGCACUGAGAGCCUUCCUCCCGCCAGCGGUGCUUCCAGCAACUCCAGCAGCGCCACCACCAGCAGCAGCGAGGAGAUGCGCCCCAUCAAGACAGAGCCCGGCCUGUCAUCUCACUACGGGCACAGCAGCUCCGUGUCCCAGACAUUCUCGGUCAGCGCGAUGUCUGGCCACGGGCCCUCCCUCCACCCGGUCCUCUCGGCCCUGAAGCUCUCCCCACAAGGCUAUGUGUCUCCCGUCAGCCAGUCUCCACAGACCAGCUCCAAGCAGGACUCUUGGAACAGCCUGGUCUUGGCUGACAGUCACGGGGACAUAAUCACUGCGUAAUCUUCCCUCUUCCCUCCUCAAAUUCCUGCACGGACCUGGGACGUGGAGGACUGGGAAGAAGGAGGCCCUGGGCUCCCAGGGGCCGGCCUCCUCUGCCUGGGAAUGACUCCAGAAAACAACUGGGAAGAAACUUGAAGUUGACGAUCUGGUCAGGGGAAGCGGGUGUUGGAUUUUCUCGGAUGCCUGUAUACGGUGGUGGGACUGGAGGGAGCCCAGCCUGCAGCACGAGCACACUGCGUCUCCCUGUGAGUUGGAGACUUCUUUCCCAAGAUGUCCUUGUCCCCUGUGUUCACCGCUGUGGCCUAGACGGUGGGUUUCGCAUUGUGUUUCCAGCACCGGGGAUCUGAGAACAAGCGGAGGGCUGGGCCCUGGGACCCCUGCUCCAGCCCGAAUGACGGCAUCUGUUUGCCAUGUACCUGGAUGGACGGUCCCCUGGGGAGAGGCCCCGGCCCCAUCCAUCCGCUUGAGAAACGGCACCGCCCUGCAUCCCCAAUACCAAAUCUGACUCCACAACUGUGGGAUGUGACAGAAGUGACCGAACACUUCCCUGGGGAGCUAGAGGAGCACUGCACCCGCCACAGAGCGCAGCCGCAUCCACUGCAGCUGGCAGCUUCUCCCCCAGGCACCUUCCCCUGCUGCGGGCCUUUGCUCCUUCACUUCCAACGUCUCUCAAAAUAAAAGUCCCUCUUCCUGCUCUGAGUGAUUCAGCUCUGCCUGCAGCUUGUACAUGUCCCUCCCCUGGCAAAACCAGAGCUGGGGAGCUUAGCCAAACGGCCCCCCUCGAGUUCCCUGCAGGCCCUUCAUUCACCCUGUCACACACAGAGGGGUUCUGAGUAAGAACAAAACGUUCUGCUGCUCAAGCCAGUCUGGCAAACACUCAGCUGAGCCUCGAGAUCCUUCCGGGGAGAGUGUAAGUGGACAGAGUCCUGCUCGGGGGGCAGGAGUGUCCCAAAGGCCGACCCACCUGCUGUCUGCUCCUCCUGGCCCUUGGUCCGAUGGCAGCCGGAGUCCCUCCGGACCUGCAGCCUCGCCUUGGCAGAAGUCUUUUGUCCAGGAGGCGAAAAGCCAGAGAUUCUGCAACGCGAAUUCAAAGCAAACAAACACAACACGACACAAGUCACGGAAAGAAGAUGACUGCUAAGACAUGGCAGGGGGCCUGGAGGGAGCCUCCGACUCUGAGCUGCUCCGGGAUCCACUGCCUUCUCCUCUGCACGUUGCUCAGUUUCCGCCCCUGACGCUGGAGCUCAUGGAGACUCCUUCCUCUUUCUCAGCAGAGCUGUAGCUGACUGUGGCAUUACUACGCCUCCCCACACGCCCAGCCCCCUCACUCCAAAAUCCUACUGGCUAUAGCAGAGAAUACCUUUGAACCAAGAUUCUGUUUUAAUCAUCAUUUACAUUGUUUUCUUCCAAAGGCCCCCUCGUAUACCCUCCCUAACCCACAAACCUGUUAACAUUGUCUUAAGGUGAAAUGGCUGUAAAAUCAGUAUUUAACUAAUAAAUUUAUCUGUAUUCCUCUUU